UUUCUUCAGGACCCAGCAGUGUCCUCUGUCCACUGCUCUAGGCUGUUCCCCACCCACCCCCACUGUGAACCCCUAACUCAGGAUUCGGGACCCAGGGGCCCCUCCCUACCCCAGCGAACCUCUUCUGGACCAGGAAAGCCAGCCCAGACCCCACUACCUCCAUGCGCGCUGCAGACAGGAUGGGGGCCAGAGCUGUGUCGGGCCUGCGGCUGGCACUGCUGUUGCUGCUGGUGCUAAGGACACCCGAGUCAGGGGUGCAGGGGGAGGAUGGGCUGGACUUCCCCGAGUAUGAUGGCGUGGACCGUGUGAUCAAUGUCAAUGCAAAGAACUACAAGAAUGUGUUCAAGAAGUACGAGGUGCUGGCACUGCUCUACCACGAGCCCCCCGAGGAUGACAAGGCCUCACAAAGACAAUUUGAAAUGGAGGAGCUGACCCUGGAGUUAGCAGCCCAAGUCCUAGAAGACAAGGGUAUUGGCUUCGGGAUGGUGGACUCUGAGAAGGAUACAGCUGUAGCCAAGAAACUAGGACUAACUGAAGAGGACAGCAUCUAUGUAUUCAAGGGAGAUGAAGUCAUUGAAUAUGAUGGUGAACUUUCUGCUGACACCCUGGUGGAGUUUAUGCUUGAUGUUCUAGAGGAUCCUGUGGAAUUGAUUGAGGGUGAACGAGAGCUGCAGGCAUUUGAGAAUAUCGAGGAUGAGAUCAAACUCAUUGGCUACUUCAAGAGCAAAGACUCAGAGCAUUUCAAGGCCUAUGAGGACGCCGCGGAGGAGUUCCAUCCGUACAUCCCCUUCUUCGCCACCUUCGACAGCAAGGUGGCAAAGAAGCUGACCCUGAAGAUGAACGAGAUAGAUUUCUAUGAAGCCUUCAUGGAAGAGCCUGUGACCAUCCCAGACAAGCCCAACAGCAAAGAGGAGAUUGUCAGCUUCGUGGAGGAGCACAGGAGAUCGACCCUGAGGAAACUGAAGCCUGAAAGCAUGUAUGAGACCUGGGAGGAUGAUCUGGAUGGAAUCCAUAUUGUGGCCUUUGCAGAGGAAGCUGAUCCAGAUGGCUAUGAGUUCUUAGAGACUCUUAAGGCUGUGGCCCAAGAUAACACCGAAAACCCUGAUCUCAGCAUCAUCUGGAUUGACCCUGAUGACUUCCCCUUGCUGGUUCCGUACUGGGAGAAGACGUUUGAUAUUGAUCUGUCAGCCCCACAAAUAGGAGUCGUCAAUGUUACUGAUGCGGACAGCAUAUGGUUGGAGAUGGACGAUGAGGAGGACCUGCCUUCCGCUGAGGAGCUGGAGGACUGGCUGGAAGAUGUGCUGGAGGGUGAGAUCAACACAGAGGACGAUGAUGAUGACGAUGACGAUGAUGACGACGACGACGAUGACUAGUUGCCAUAGCAACUAUCUCCUUGCCCCACCUGCUGUCCUCAUGUUCCUUCCUGCCUUCCCUGUCCUUUCCCUGAGCUCUUCCAGAGACACUAGGUGAUUCUUUGCCAUAGGGCCCAUGGGGAUCUAUAUGCUGAGUGCUGAGACCCUGGUUCCCCUCACCUGAUGAGGAAAGGAGCUACUUUUCCCCACACAGGAGCCCAACUAUCUCAUCUAGCUUCUGUUUCUUGUCCCACAAUGUCUCUGUAUCUAUUAUUUGUUUCUUCCAUUACUCCCUAAACUCUUUCUUGUGAGUUUACUCGUGCCAUAUCUCUGAGCCCCCAUCUCUCUUCCCUGUGUUCCUUCCACCUGUGCAUACUCUUCUCCCAACUCUCUCAAAUCUUAUAGCCUUCUGACAGUCCUCUCCCUGACCAGGAGGAAGGGAGGGCACUGUGUUUGGGGCUGUAUCUCAACAAUCUCUUGUUAAUGUAUUUGGGUCAAACAAGAGGCCUCAAUAAAGAAUCGGGGGCAGCUGAGCAAG
Molecule: messenger RNA, 1890 nt
Organism: Hipposideros armiger (great roundleaf bat)
Lineage: Eukaryota; Metazoa; Chordata; Mammalia; Chiroptera; Hipposideridae
Gene: CASQ1
Product: calsequestrin 1
Exons: 11
Coding region: 162-1373 (403 amino acids)
Biological process (GO): regulation of skeletal muscle contraction by regulation of release of sequestered calcium ion
Cellular component (GO): Z disc; sarcoplasmic reticulum lumen
Molecular function (GO): calcium ion binding
Source: RefSeq, a predicted model, not a curated record